CAAACGUGAACGUUACAUAGUAAAAUUAGGUAAAAUGGACGGCGGCGACGAUGUCAUGGAGUUCUUCGACUUUUCCCGACCGUUCGAAAGAAAGGUAAUCUCUGGAGGGUAUUGCAAUGGUACGGUAGCCACAGCAGAACUGAACACACAGCAACUUCCAAAAAGGGUCCACGAGGGCACUGAAUACAGUGCGAGCUACGCAAAGAAGGAAGAGGAGCGUCUCAUAAAGGCAUUCAGCGAGGAUGUCUACGAUAAAGCGGAAACCUCGCGACUGGACGAAGUUGAUGAUAUGUCCUCGGUGGCAGCAGAUGAUGCUGAGCAUUUGCGCCAAAUACGGGGAAAGCAGCUGAUGGAACCACUGUUCUCCAAGUACAAUUUCAUCGUUGACUCAAAGCAACUGCUCAUCAACGAGUCGAAGUCGAAAAUAUUGGAAGAGAUUCGCACAAAUCCGGUCGUCAUCCUGGAAGGGCGAACGGGUUGCGGUAAAACGACUCAAGUGCCCCAGUACUUGCUAGAGGAUGCGUUUAUGCGAAAAGAGUACUGUAACAUCGUCGUCACGCAACCACGCAAAAUCGCUGCCAUUUCGAUCGCGAAGCGGGUUUCCGAGGAACGGUCGAGCGAGUUGGGCUCGCUGGUUGGGUUCAAGGUGGGUCUAAAAGAAAAGCUCAGCCCCGACACGCGGCUGACGUACGUGACAACGGGCGUGCUCCUGCAAUGGCUGAUCAAGGAUCAAUCGAUGAAACGCUUCACGCACGUCAUUCUAGACGAAGUGCACGAGCGUGAGGUGGACAUGGACUUUCUGCUCAUCAUCGUGCGCCGGUUGCUGGCGACCAAUUCGUCCAACACAAAGGUCAUCCUAAUGUCGGCCACCAUCGAUGGGUCGGAAUUUUCACAGUAUUUCAAGAUUCCUCGCCCGGGAAGCCUGCUCGCACCGAUGCUGUCCGUUGCCAGCAGCUCCAAGUUCGAUGUGCGUUUGCACUAUCUGGAUCAGAUCGAUCAGUUGCAGAUCAACUUCAAGCUGAACUACGACAAACCGGAGAUCUGCCGUGACAUGUACACCGUCGCCGGGCGGCUGGCCAUCUGCUUGGAUCGCGUAACGGACAAGUAUGAGACGGCCGCUUCAACGAACCUCGACUAUAAGCCAUCGAUAAUAGUGUUCCUGCCUGGUAUAAACGAGAUCGAUCGGAUGGCGGAGGAAUUGCAAAAUCUGAUCAGCAUGCAGGGCACGAUGGAGGAAAAGACGGAGUUCACCAUUCUGAAGCUGCACUCCAUGUUGACCUCGGAGGAACAGGCUAGGGUGUUUAUGAGACCGGCGCCCGGUUUGCGGAAGGUUAUCCUGUCGACCAACAUAGCCGAAAGUUCCGUUACCAUUCCGGACGUUAAAUAUGUGAUUGACUUUUGUCUCCAGCGAAUUCUCGUCACCGAUGCGGCCAAUAACUUUACCGCGCUCCGGCUGCAGUGGGCCUCAAAGAACAACUGCAUCCAGCGGGCCGGUCGUGUCGGACGUGUCAUGAACGGGCGCGUCUAUCGUCUGGUUCAUCAGAACUUCUACGAACAAGGCAUGAGCCAAUCGACCUUACCGGAGAUGAUCCGCUGCCCCCUCGGGAGCGUGGUAUUAAAAUCGAAGCUGCUCGGUUUCGGCUCACCGAAGGAGAUUCUUGCCAUGGCCCUGUCGCCACCGAACUUGACCGACAUAACGAACACCGUGUUGCAGCUGAAGGAGAUGGGUGCCCUGCUGCGUACCGUGAACGGCGUGUAUGAUCCGUUUGACGGUGAUUUAACCUACAUGGGCAAGCUGAUGAGCCAUCUGCCGAUCGAUCUGUCGCUGGCAAAGUUGAUCGUGCUCGGGUACGUCUUUUCGGUGCUGCAGGAAUCGAUUAUCAUCGCGGCGGGCAUGAACGUGAAGAACAUUUUCUAUCAACUGCGCACGGUUGGGUCGUACGCGCGGAAGUUACGUUGGAGCGACGGGUCCUGCUCGGACGGCAUCGCCAUACUGAUAGCGUAUACCAUGUGGCGCACGACGAUGGAGCAGGGUACGGGAGGGAAUGCGGUAGCGUGGUGCCAUCGGGCGCAGCUGGACCGCAAGUCGCUGGCGGAGAUGGCGGAGCUGGUGCACGAGUUAAAGCUGCGUUUGGAGUAUGCAAACGUGCGCGAGGUGGCCGGAGCGAAGCGCGUCAUCUGGUCGGAACGGGAGAAGACGGUCGUGUUGAAGGUGGUGAUGGCGGGCGCAUUUUACCCGAACUACUUCACCACGACGACGAUGGUCGAGCCGGACAAGGGUGAACGGCGCGUGUACAUGGAGGUGGGCGGGCGGGAUCCGUUCCGCACGGUCUUCCUCACCGGCUUCGACAACCGCAAGUACAUUGGUCCGCUGUAUCGAGACCAAAUCAAGCACUACAUCUCCGACGGCGACACGUCCAAGCAUGGGUCUAUCAAGGUUGACUUUGAGGACAACACCAACCGCGUGUACAUUCGUUUCACGGACCAACGCCGAGCGAACGAUUCGGCAAGUCGCAUCCACGAAGGCGUGUACAUUGCCGUCAAGCAGCACCAGCUCAAGCGUGCCUUCGAACUACGCGUCAUGCACCAGAAGGAGGCGAUCGAGUUUGCGACGCGCCACAACCUGGGCACAUGGGAGGACAACCAGUGGAAUCCGCGUCGCAUCGAAAUUCCCAACGCGCGGCUCACGGUAGUGCCACCGAUCCACUGCCCCCGAGUGCGCGCCAUCAUCGCGCACGUGGAACACCCGGGGCGUUUCUUUGUGCGGCCACUCGACGAGGCUAACGCGAGGAUUUUUCAGAAUAUUGAAGAAAAACUGAACGGCGGUGUCCAGCUGCUGCCUUUUGAUUCGACCGCCGUGUUUCAAGCGCGACAGAUUGUGGCCGCCCCGUUAGCGCCCGGUAGCCAACGAUAUGGGCGUGUGCAGCUUCUUACCAAGCAGUACGUUGCGGGUUCGGCCGGCUGGGAGGUUGACUUUAUCGAUUACGGCCUUAGCGCCGUCCUGCCGAUCCGCGUCUUCCGUCAGCUGUCCGGCCCAGUGCUCGGCACACUGGCCACGCUUCCGGGGCGCGUUUUUCAGGCAGCGCUAGCCGAGGUACAGUCGGCUGCCUUCAACUCACCGCGCGGCUUCUGGUCGGUGGAAAGCACCCAGAAAUUCCAGCAGCUGGUAGGCAACAGAUCGACGCUGCUGGUAGAGAUUUACUCCGUCGUCAACCAGGUCGCAUCGGUCGUGCUGCGCCGCACCGAGGAUCCUGAUGGGCUGAGCAUCAAUCAGAUGCUGGUCGCCUCCCGGGACGCGCAACCCUCGGAGGAGACGUAUCUCUCGAAGCUAAACCACCAGAAGCGCGUUCGCAUCCAGCGGGAAAUUUCGUUCAAUCCGCACUUUCGGAAGAGCAUCGAGAACGACGAUUCCGAGCUGCUGCGCUUUAUCGACGACGAUGAGCAGAAUUUCGAGCUACCACCGGAACUGCUGCGCCUUCGGUUGUCCCUCCACGGCCCACACAGCCCACUAGUGAUGGGCUGCACGUCGGCGCUCUUUUCCGGCUACGACAAAGUGGUAACCAUCGAGUCCGAAUCCAUAAACUCGGUACUGCUCGAUCCGAGCCCGCAGGACACUCACAGCAAGAUGCUGAUUGCCGCUUGUGUCAACGAGAGCGGUGGACGACGGUUGAUCACUCGCAAUACCACCGUGAUGCCGAACAUUCCCGGCAUUUCACUGCUGAUGACGCUGAUCUUUGCUCCCACCUGUCUGCUCAAGAAGAACAAGAAGGACACCCGUGUCACCGGAGUGCUGGCAGGGCUCGGCCUUCACCCGGAGCAAGGCGUGUCGAUUUAUCCCGAGCACGAUCUCUCGCUGGCGGCGGAAGUUGACAUUACCACAGAGGAUAUUGCCGACAUUAAUUCCCUCCGGUACUCCAUGGACUCGAUCCUUCAAAGCGGACGCAAUGAAGACACCCAGCUGCUGAGCGAAUUCAGCGUGGAAGCGCUCAUGGUGAAAGUGAAAGAGUACCUCAUCAAAAUCCUCGAACGGGAACGCAACAUCAUCACCGGCCAUGAAAGCAUGGCGCACGACUUCCAUUGGACCGAGCCGACGGGCGGAGGCCCCGGACCGAGCGCAAAGAAAGUGAAGAACGACAUUUACAGCAAGGCGAUCUUUCCCCUGCAUGACACGCUGGUACUUUCCGGUCGAGACGAGUACCAGCGGCUGCACUGUUCGGAGCUGCACAGGUUGGCCGCCUCUGAGACACCGUUCCCGGAGGGUGGAAUUCGCUGUCAGCUGUGCAUGCUGACGCUCGGAAAAAACCAAAUGUUGCGGCUGCAUCUGCUCACUCAAGUGCACCUCGAGAAGGAGAAGAAGAUCAUGUACCGUUGAAUUUUGAUUACUUUCUUUUUUGUUUCCUUUGACUACCUAGUGAAGGUAUUUUUUCAUUCCACUCUCAAUUGACUUCUAAGUUUCAUCAUAUUUUCAUAUCUUUCUUCAUUGCCUACUGAAAGUGCUCCUUAGAAUAACGCAACUGACAUGAAAUGAAUUUAAUUUACUCUAACGAACAUCAAACAAUUGGCUUCAACCAUGAAGCUAUGAAUUUAUUUUUAUGGAUAACAUUUAUAUUACUCAAAUAAGUUGCAAAUGAGAUCACUUUAAAAGUUUGCCCAUUUUACAAAACUCUUUGAUAUUAUGACCUGACCGAUAGGCCGAUUUUUUCAUUUCUAUAACCGCUUUAUUCAGUAUGCAGACCUUCUGUUAAACGUGAACAACGUUUAGUACAAUUCUAUGCUCCUAUAAGCAAAUAGGAUGAAACGAUGUGAUUGGAAUUUCGAAUAAGCAAAACUGUGAAUUGUUGUGGCGCUUGAUAGACAAUUUUUUUCCCCCAAAUACUGUUAUUGUUAUAUUGAUUACUUAAGCGAUUCCAAAAUGAAUUAAAUUCACCAAGAAGCGCCGGUAUCAAACCAAGUGAAAUCAAAUGUGUUGAGUGAAGUAAAGAUUUUUUUUUGUUAAA
Molecule: messenger RNA, 4997 nt
Organism: Anopheles coustani
Lineage: Eukaryota; Metazoa; Arthropoda; Insecta; Diptera; Culicidae
Gene: spn-E
Product: probable ATP-dependent RNA helicase spindle-E
Exons: 6
Coding region: 35-4372 (1445 amino acids)
Cellular component (GO): intracellular anatomical structure
Molecular function (GO): ATP binding; RNA binding
Source: RefSeq, a predicted model, not a curated record